CAGAACGAUCACACCAGCAGCCGUCUGUUGGCGCGCAGGGGAGUACACAGCUCGCAGUGCAGAGUAGCCACUUUCUUCGUCUCCAACUAAGUAGGAGCAACUAGCAGAGGUCAUCGACCGAUCAUGGCGUUGGUGAGGGAGCACGGUGGGUACGGAGGCUUCGACAGCGCCGAGGCGGCGGCCUUCGACGCGCUCGGCUACGGCUACGGCUACGGCCACGGCGCGCUGCUGGGCUUCGACGCGUCGGCGGCGCUGUUCGGGGAAGGGGCAUCCGCUUAUGUGUCGGACGCCGGGGACGCCUGGACGGGCGCCGGGUCGUCGACCGUUCUGGCGUUCGACCGCAACACGCCAGCAGCAGCGGCGGCGGCGGCGGCGGCUGUGGUUGAGGAGGAAGAGGAGGAGAGCGACGCGUGGAUCGACGCCAUGGACCAGAGCUACGGCGCCGGCGCCGCCACGGCGCCAGAGGCGCGCCACGCGCUGACGUCCUCCGUGGGUUUCGACGCCUCCACAGGGUGCUUCACCCUGACGGAGAGGUCGUCGCCGUCGUCGUCGUCAGGCGGAGCGGGGCGCCCGUUCGGGCUGCUGUUCCCGAGCACGUCGUCGGGCGCUGGUGGCACGCCCGAGCGCGCGGCGGCGGCGCCGGUGCGCCGCGCCCCGCAGAAACGGACCUACGUGAGUGCGGAGCCGCAGGCUGUGAGCCCCAAGAAGCACUGCGGCGCGGGGAGGAAGGCGAGCAAGGCCAAGUCGCCGUCCACAACCCCAACCAAGGACCCCCAGAGCCUCGCGGCCAAGAAUCGGCGUGAGAGGAUCAGCGAGCGGCUGCGGACGCUGCAGGAGCUGGUGCCCAACGGCACCAAGGUCGACCUGGUCACCAUGCUCGAGAAAGCCAUCAGCUACGUCAAGUUCCUCCAGUUGCAAGUCAAGGUUCUUGCGACAGACGAAUUCUGGCCGGCGCAGGGAGGGAAGGCGCCGGAGAUCUCCCAAGUGAGGGAGGCGCUCGACGCCAUCUUGUCGUCGGCGUCGCAGAGGGGGCAGCUGAAUUAGCUACAAGAGAACACGUUGCUCGGGAUCAAACGCAUAAUAAUGACCCGAAAGAUAUUUCUAGAAUAACGAACCACCUCGUUCGGAGAUAAAUAAGGAGGCAAAAUCAAUAUAUCAUUAGUGCUACUAGCUUCGAUCUUCUCUUGAGAUCGAAAAAAAAAACUUCGAUCUUCUCUUCCCAACUGAUCAUUUAGCAUUGUACUACCUAUUUUUAGGGGAAACAUACUAGCAUGAACUUCAUGUCUACAAGAGGCGCUUAACAUUCAGUGAGUCA
Sorghum bicolor (sorghum) is the source of this 1315-nucleotide messenger RNA. RefSeq names its product transcription factor bHLH83. The transcript has 4 exons. Gene Ontology annotation, cellular component: nucleus. NCBI's taxonomy places the organism in Eukaryota, Viridiplantae, Streptophyta, Magnoliopsida, Poales, Poaceae. Gene Ontology annotation, molecular function: protein dimerization activity; DNA-binding transcription factor activity, RNA polymerase II-specific; RNA polymerase II cis-regulatory region sequence-specific DNA binding. Gene Ontology annotation, biological process: regulation of transcription by RNA polymerase II. The record is from RefSeq and is a predicted model, not a curated record. Bases 124 to 1044 code for a protein of 306 amino acids.